Messenger RNA from Xenopus tropicalis (tropical clawed frog), 4244 nucleotides. Its product is annotated as up-regulator of cell proliferation-like. The transcript has 2 exons. Lineage: Eukaryota; Metazoa; Chordata; Amphibia; Anura; Pipidae. The annotation marks the transcript as partial. Gene Ontology annotation, cellular component: cytoplasm; nucleus. Gene Ontology annotation, molecular function: GTP binding. The record is from RefSeq and is a predicted model, not a curated record.
GCACUACUAAAGACACGGAGUGCUCAGCAGCAGAACAUCCAGUGGACGUGGAACAUCAAGAAGGGGAAGCAGAAAACCAAAAAACCCUAAAUGAAAUUAUGAAAUCCUAUGAAGAUGUCAAAAUCACCUUGAGAGACAUCUUGAACAUUGGGCAGGAGACUAUAAAUGAAGUUAUUCCCCAGACUGUAAAAGAUCUUCUCUGGGCUCUUCUAAGUAGACUAAUGGCUCUAAACAGAACUGCAAGAGCAAUUCAACUUGAGGAUAUUUCUGAGAAUUUAGACUCAUAUACGAAUAGUCUAGAAGAGGAUAUAUUUCAGAAAAUGAAUUUGUAUGGCAAAGAUUCUUACAAUCCAUUAGAUAUCCUGUGUGCUCUAUUGAAUUGCUCAGAUAUGUUUUUACAACAGAACAUCUUGUCAAAAAUGGCCACAUGUCAAUUUGCACUCCCACUGCUGCUCCCCACUCACAAUAGCCCUAACUGCAUGUUCAUGUUAUGGGCUAUGAGAGACAUUGUCAAGAGAUGGAGACCCCACACAUACACAGAGAGCAAAGGAUUUAUAGAAGAGAACCUGGUUCAAGUAGAAAUGCCAUUGUUCUCCUUUGUGAGACUGGGGCAAAGCAAAUUAUCCAAAUCUAAAAUCCUUAAUCAAGUGCUCAGCCCAGCUCAGCAGUACCAGGACUUCUUUAUUCAUGACAAUAUGGAGGGUGGGAACACUGAAAGACAAAUCUCUGAUGGCCUAGUGGAAAUCUCCUGGUUUUUACCUGUUGGAAGAGAGAAUUCUGACAAUUUCCCAGAACCUGUUGCUGUUACUAAUUUGCGUGGAGACAUAGAGUCUAACUGGACCCAAUUCAGCUUCCUAACCCAGGUCUCAUCAGCAGUGUUUGUAUUUGCUGAGAGCAUUAAUGAGACACAGUGUGAGCUAUUAGCCCAGUGUAGUAAAUCCAACACCAACUUCUAUUUCAUCAUUACUCCUAGUGGGAAAGGUGUCAGUAAAGAGACAUCAGAAUCCUUCAAAAAGUUACUCUCUAUUCCAAGUAUUCAUAAAUCACAUAUCCUGAUUAAAGACAAAGGAGUAAAUGAUGGAAGACUAGUGAAAAAUAUACAGAACAUAAUCAGACAUUUUUUGAAAGUAUGUGUUCAAGUAAAGCUGGAAGAUUUAGCAAAAACAGCCACUGAACUUGGCAUCAAGGUGGAUGAAAACUCUCAGGAAUGUCAGAUAGCAAAAGAAUGUGCCACAGAAAUAACUAAAGAGAUACAAGAUGUGGUACAAUAUAAGAAAGAGACAAUUCAACUACAAGGGGAUCUGUGGAAGCAAGUGGCCCAGAUAGAGAAGGAAUUGUGCAGAAUGAGAAAACAAGGGAAUAGAAAUAUAGAAGAAUACAAAUCCCAACUGAUGAAAGAUCUUAAAAUGUUACACAUGAAGCAGAACCAACACGAUCUACCAGAUCCUAUGAGUAAGUUUAUUUCUGCCAUCACACAUUUGUCUCAGGAAGAGAAACAUUAUUUCCUUACAUGGAUGAAAUUUGCACUUGACUCAAUGGCUAGAAAUAAUCUUUCUAUAUUGAAGGACAAAUACAAGGACAAAUGCAACAAUAAAGAAAAUAAUCAUGAGGAACUGAAGCAGCUAGACCUGCAGAUAUCUGACAGUACUUUGGGAGUAGAACAUUUUCUGCGGGAGAUGGGGCAGUUUUAUGAGGCAGAAUGUUCAAUGGUGAGUCAAGGCAAAAUCAAACGAGAUAAAAUACAAUUCUGUAAUCUCCCAGGAAUUGCUGCUGAUCUGCUCAUAGAUGGAUUCCCAUUGGAGCUGAUAGAUGGAGAUGCCUCCAACAUCCCCCUUCAGUGGUUAUCUGACCUUCUGACAGAACUGGAUAAAAAAACAGGAGGGAAAUGCAGAAUGAGAGUAAUCACAGUGCUGGGAGUGCAGAGCACAGGGAAAUCCACCCUCCUGAACACCAUGUUUGGGCUGCAGUUUUCAGUGUCCAGUGGACGAUGCACACGAGGAGCCUUCAUGACACUCAUUAACGUGAAAGAGAAUCUCCAGGAGAACUUGGGCUGUGACUUUAUUCUGGUGAUUGACACUGAAGGUCUGAAGGCCCCAGAACUGGCUUCUCUGGAGGACAGCUAUGAACAUGACAAUGAGUUGGCAACUCUAGUGGUUGGGCUCAGUGAUAUCACUAUAAUCAAUAUGGCCAUGGAGAAUACAGCAGAAAUGAGAGAUACACUGCAGAUUGUGGUUCAUGCAUUUCUUAGGAUGAAGCAAAUAGGGAAGAAACCUAAAUGUCAGUUUAUUCAUCAGAAUGUAAGUGAUGUUUCUGCUGAUGAUAAUAACCUGAGGGAUAGAAAGAAACUCCUGGAGCAGCUGGAUGAGAUGACCAGAACAGCAGCCAACAUGGAAAAAAAGAGCGGGAUCACUAAAUUCAGUGAAAUCAUGGAUUAUAACUUGAUGGAAGACAACUGGUACAUUCCUGGGCUUUGGUACGGUGUCCCACCCAUGGCUUCUGUAAACUCCGGCUACAGUGAGAAUGUGCAUGAACUGAAAAAAUAUUUGUUUAAAUUCAUGGAGAAACGGGAAAAUCUCCAACAACCCCAGAAUAUUGUUGAAUUUAUUGAAUGGAUAAGAAGCUUGUGGAACUCUGUGAAACAUGAGAAUUUCAUCUUCAGCUUCAGAAACAGCCUGGUAGCUGAAGCUUACAAUCAGUUAGCAAUGAAAUACUCUCAGUGGGAAUGGGACUUCCGCAAACAGAUUCAUACCUGGCUCAUUAGCACUGAGAACAGUAUUAAGAAUCAGUCAGAAGAUAAACUGCAGCCAGAAACAUGUCAAGAAGUUAAAGCUAAAUUGAUUUCUUCUCUUAACAAACAAAAGGAAAUUAUGUUAAAAUUAUUAAAUGAAUAUUUUGAGAGUAAAACUGACAAUGUUCAGUUGGUUGAAAAGUACAGAGAAGAUUUCUCCAGAGGGGUGAAUUUUCUCCAAAAGGAGCUGGAAUAUUCUGUCACAGCAAAGAUUGAUGAGACUAUUAGAAUCCAAAAGGGAAAAUAUCAAAUAAAGAAAAUAGAGGACAGUUAUCAAAAAACAAUUGAGGCCAAAGUCACUAACCUCCUAAACCAAGUCAGAGAAAAGAAAAUUCAGCUUAAGGAAGAUGAAGUAGAAAAAGAAUUUGAGAAUAUGUGGAAAAGUACAAUAGCUGAGCUGCCAAAGAAUGUUCUACAGAAACGCAAUGUCACUAAAGAUAUGUUACUAGAUCUAAAACGGGACUUGUCUAACACAGGGAGCUCUAUAAAAGAGAAAUUUCUCUGUAUAGAACAUUUAGAUAAGUUUGGAAAUUUUGAAUUCCAAAUUAAAGAUCACCAUAUUGACAUAAAAUGGUAUUCACGUUUGAAAGAAUUUGUGACCAAUGAAUGCCAUAUUAAAACAGAAAAUCUUGCUUACACUUUAAUAGAAAGAUGUUCAGAUUAUGUAACAGAGAAGGUUAAUACAGGAGAAGACUAUGAUGGGACUUAUUGCCAAGAAUUGCUCAAUAUGAUCAAUGAAAGGCUCCGGGAGGAAGAUGCUAAGAACCUGCACAUUACCCAUGAGUUUGAUUUGGAUAUAAAACUCCAUAUCUUGGGGAGCGCAGCUCGGAUGUUCCAGAUAAUGCAUGAGACUUUCCUUAAAACUGAUCCUAUGCUGUGUCUGGAAAAACUUAAACCUUAUUAUUUAAGUGCAUUUAAAAAUAUAUUCCAGGAAAAGGAUGAAACACAAAGUAGAGCCAAACAGUUCUGUGAGCUCUGCCUGAAGCCGGCAAUAACCAACCAGAUUUAUAAACAUCUGGGGAAGGAUAUUGUAGAAGAUAUUCUGUACAAUCAAAGUGCCAAAGAAUUGAGCAGCCGCAGUUUUUUUCAGUCACAUGUACUUCAAAAACUACUGGAAGAGAAGGACUUUUCUCAGUAUGCAUCCUACAGCCAUUGUUAUGAGUUGUUUGUGAAACAAUGGCUAAAACAGUACAUAUUAAAGACUUAUGAAACUGGUCUAGAAAAUUUGCAAAGAAAAAUUCUUUCUGAUAUCUGUAAAAAAAUCAAAGCCGUUUUUGAAGAGUUACAAGACAUUCUCACUGUUUCAGACUUUUUGAAAACAUUUUGUGGGCUGUUAAAAAGUGAAUUAGUAAUAUCCCAGAUGGAGUUGCAGUUGGUCAGUUUUCACAACAAAGCAGAUAUCAAACAGUUCUCAAUGGGACAUUGAGUUUUGUCUCACGGAAACAGAGAACAGAUC